AUGCCUAGAUCUCGGAUAACUGGAAAUUUUAUUGAUAAGACUUUUUCAGUUGUAGCCAAUAUCUUAUUACGAAUAAUUCCGACAACUUCGGGAGAAAAAGAGGCAUUUACUUAUUACAGAGAUGGUAUGUCUGCUCAAUCCGAAGGAAAUUAUGCAGAAGCUUUACAGAAUUAUUAUGAAGCUAUGCGGCUAGAAAUUGAUCCCUAUGAUCGAAGUUAUAUACUCUAUAAUAUAGGCCUUAUUCACACAAGUAAUGGAGAACACACAAAAGCUUUGGAAUAUUAUUUUCGGUCACUAGAACGAAACCCCUUCUUACCACAAGCUUUAAAUAAUAUGGCCGUGAUCUGUCAUUACCGAGGAGAACAGGCCAUUCGGCAGGGAGAUUCUGAAAUUGCGGAGGCUUGGUUCGAUCAAGCCGCGGAGUAUUGGAAACAAGCUAUAGCGCUUACUCCCGGAAAUUAUAUUGAAGCGCAGAAUUGGUUGAAAAUCACAAGGCGUUUCGAAUAA
Hevea brasiliensis (rubber tree) is the source of this 507-nucleotide messenger RNA. NCBI's taxonomy places the organism in Eukaryota, Viridiplantae, Streptophyta, Magnoliopsida, Malpighiales, Euphorbiaceae. The record is from the annotation of a RefSeq genome assembly.